This is a messenger RNA of Rosa rugosa (rugosa rose), 1175 nucleotides long. RefSeq names its product salutaridine reductase-like. Gene Ontology annotation, cellular component: membrane. The transcript is spliced from 5 exons. Bases 104 to 1006 code for a protein of 300 amino acids. The record is from RefSeq and is a predicted model, not a curated record. NCBI's taxonomy places the organism in Eukaryota, Viridiplantae, Streptophyta, Magnoliopsida, Rosales, Rosaceae.
UAUAAAUAGCUUCAUGGACGCUAGGAACGUCUCAAACACACAAUUCUAUUAUUCAUUGUGAACCAUCAGCUACAUCGUUAAAGCACACACGUACCUUUAACCAAUGGCAGAAACAACCAUCAGUUUUGAGUCCAAGAGGAUUGCUGUUGUUACUGGAGCCAACAAAGGGAUUGGACUUGAGAUUAGUAGGCAAUUAGCUUCUAAUGGAGUUGGGGUGGUACUAACAGCAAGAGAUUUGAAGAGAGGCACAGAAGCUGUUGAAAAGCUUAAGGCCUCUGGUUUCUCUGAUGUGGUCUUUCAUCAGCUAGAUGUAAAUAACCCAACCACCAUUGCUGCUCUGGCAGAUUUUCUCAGAACCCAGUUUGGAAAGCUUGACAUUUUGGUUAACAAUGCAGGAGUCCUUGGAUCCACAUACCUCACCGAUAACGUCAUAGUGGAGCCUCAAGAUAUCUUAGGUUCUACAUCACUGAAAGAAGUUUUAGUGCAAACAUACGAGACGGCAGAGGAUUGCUUGAAAACAAACUAUUAUGGAAUCAAGCAACUCACAGAAGCACUUCUUCCACUUCUUAAAAAAUCAGCAGCAGCAAGGAUAGUCAAUGUCUCUUCAGCACUGGGACAGCUAAGGGCUAUUGCAAAUGAGAAAGCCAAGAAGGAGCUAGGAGAUGUCAAUAACCUCACCGAGGAAAAAGUGGACAAGCUGGUUGAGGAAUUUCUGGAGGAUGUAAAGCAGGAUUUGAUAGAAUCCAAAGGCUGGCCUGUAAACAUGUCUUCUUACAUUGUAUCAAAAGCAGCUCUGAAUGCUUAUACAAGAGUCUUGGCCAAGAAGUAUCCCAAAAUUGCUACAAACGCAGUUAGUCCUGGUUUUACCAAAACAGACAUCAACCAAAAUACCGGGAUUAACACAGUUGAAGAAGCUGCAGAAGGUCCUGUGAAGCUGGCUUUGAUAGCUGACUCUGGUAUUUCUGGCCUCUACUUUGAAAUGACGGAAGAGUCAUCCUUUGAUUGAGGUCAAUGGGAUGAUUGGGAUCCAAAUAUAAUGUAUUGCUUUAAGGUUUAAGAUUUCUUUGUAAUUUUCAAUUUCAGAUUGGCUUUGAAUAAGGUACGAGUACCAUGAUGAGUUGUAUUAUUUGCUCCGUUUGGUAAUCAAUAAAAUAUGUAGUCACUCCAUCGCAGAA